Paramormyrops kingsleyae is the source of this 2436-nucleotide messenger RNA. RefSeq names its product ELAV-like protein 2. Gene Ontology annotation, molecular function: RNA binding. Lineage: Eukaryota; Metazoa; Chordata; Actinopteri; Osteoglossiformes; Mormyridae. Gene Ontology annotation, cellular component: ribonucleoprotein complex. The record is from RefSeq and is a predicted model, not a curated record.
CACCUUCCCUUUAAAGACACCCUCUUUCUUAGUUUGCUUUCUUUCAGUCAGUGAUGUCGCUUGUUUUGGUAGCGAACCUAUAGAGGCAGAAGUCGCUUCUUUUAGAUUUUCAGUCCUUUUAUUUAUUCGGUUUUGUUAUGUGUUGUUAAUUUAUAUGUGCGUGUGUCCCAUUUGUUUUUAUUUUUAAUAAAUAUUUUAUUUAAUGAAUUGUGUUCAUUUGUGUUCGAAUUUUUUAUCCAAGUAAUUUUGCUUUUUUAUGCUGCUUAUUAUUUGAAUGUGUAUUUGUUGAAAGAGUGCUAUAUUUGGCUAACACUAAGGACAUCCUUAACUUUCAUUAGAGACGACUUCAACUAACAUGGCAGUCAGACUGUGCGAUGUGGCCUCUCUGCUUAGAAGUGGUUCGUGGGCAGCUGAGCCGUGGACUGGGCAGGUUAUUGCUGCUAUGGAAACGCAGCUGUCCAAUGGGCAGACUUGUAACAACACGGCCAACGGUCCCACCACAGUGUCAAACAACUGCUCCUCCCCUGUAGAAUCGGGAAACUUGGACGACAGUAAAACUAACCUGAUAGUCAACUAUUUGCCUCAGAAUAUGACCCAGGAGGAGCUGAAAAGCCUGUUUGGCAGCAUUGGGGAAAUCGAAUCCUGUAAGUUAGUACGAGACAAAAUAACAGGACAAAGCCUGGGUUAUGGAUUUGUGAAUUACAUGGACCCGAAGGAUGCAGAAAAAGCCAUUAACACAUUAAAUGGCUUGAGACUUCAGACCAAGACGAUUAAGGUUUCGUACGCCCGUCCGAGUUCUGCAUCCAUCAGAGAUGCAAAUCUGUACGUCAGCGGGCUGCCAAAAACCAUGACUCAGAAAGAGCUAGAGCAGCUCUUCUCCCAGUAUGGACGCAUCAUUACCUCCCGCAUUCUGGUGGACCAAGUUACUGGUGUUUCCAGAGGCGUCGGAUUCAUCCGUUUCGACCGGAGGGCGGAAGCAGAGGAGGCCAUCAAGGGCCUGAAUGGCCAGAAGCCACCGGGGGCUACCGAACCCAUAACGGUGAAGUUCGCCAACAACCCCAGCCAGAAGACUAGCCAGGCCCUGCUCUCCCAGCUGUACCAGUCCCCCAGUCGGAGGUACCCCGGACCCCUGGCACAACAGGCUCAGCGAUUCCGGUUGGACAAUCUUCUGAACAUGGCUUAUGGAGUAAAAAGCAGGUUCUCUCCGAUGGCCAUUGAUGGGGUCACCAGCCUGGCCGGCAUCAAUAUCCCAGGCCACGCGGGGGCCGGCUGGUGCAUCUUUGUUUACAACCUGGCCCCGGACGCGGACGAGAGCAUCCUGUGGCAGAUGUUCGGGCCGUUCGGCGCGGUGACCAACGUGAAGGUCAUCCGCGACUUCAACACCAACAAGUGCAAGGGCUUCGGAUUCGUCUCCAUGACAAACUAUGACGAGGCAGCCAUGGCCAUCGCCAGCCUUAACGGAUACCGCCUCGGGGACAGAGUGCUGCAGGUCUCCUUUAAGACUAACAAAACGCACAAAGCUUGAUGUCUUUGCAAAAUGCUACGAGCGAUAAAGGGGGGAAUUUAUACAGUAAAAGUCUCUUUGUAUGUCAUUUAAGUUAAAGAAUCGAUGUUUAGUGUCCAGUGUGUUCGUUUUUUUUUUUUUUUGUUUUGUUUUUUUUUUGAGUUGAGCAAAUAGCAGGCUAUUUAUUUUUAACUUGUCAUGUUGCUUUGAAAUGUUUAAAGAAGGGACUUUCUUUUCUCUCGUCUUUUGUUUUUGGGUUCCCCCCCCCCACCUAAAAGUCCUUGUAAGACAUAUGCUGGCUUUUUUUUUUUUCCUCCUCUCCUUUGUCCGUUUGUCUUGGGUGCGUUUUGCCUCUGAGAAGUAGAGUGCUCAAUCAGUACCGUUUAGCGUUUCUUUCUUUAACAGCUAACUGCUUUGUUGAGUUAUUAGUUGGAUUAUCGGUUGGCCACAUGUUGUUGCUUAUUGUAUGACUACAGGAGACAUUUUUUCUUAAAGCAGUACCUUGCCAAAGAGCUAGGAACCUCUUUGAUGUGGGUUUAAAGAAGCAUCUAUUUUUAUAAAAAGAACAAUUUGGAGAAACUUUUUACCGGACCUGGAACAAAUAUUUUGACAUGGAUACUUUGAGAAAUAUCUUCAUAUAACACAUUGCAAGCUUUGGAACUUCACCAGGAACUUUACAGUGGUUGAAAUUUCUGGAGAGCGUUAUGAUCUAAAAGGUAUCUUUUGAUCUUUCUAUUGACAUUCUAAAACUUAUUGGAUGUUGGUUAAUUGGUGUCAGUUUAAUUUCUGUGGGUCAUCUUGGUUAUUACGUGGCAUGCAGCUCACACACGAAUCGAACACAAGGCCAGUCUCUCCAGAAGCUCAUAUUAUCAGCGGAGGGAAAAUUAAAAAAAAAAAAAGAGGGAGAGAGAGAGGCUCGAGGGGUUUAAAAA